GGUCAUGGAGAUGUGCCGGGGAGGCAAUCUCAACAACCUGGCUCGCAUGGGGAGUCGCAUCUUUACUGAAGCCCAUGUGGCGGUCCUUGUCUACCAGAUGGUACAGGCGGUUGCCUACUUGCACAACUUGGGAUUUGUACAUUGCGACAUCUGUCCAGAGAAUUGGCUUUUCGAAAAGGAUUUGAACGAGACCACUCCUCCAAACGAUUUGCGUUUGAAGAUGAUCGACUUCGGCCUGGCGCAGAAAUAUGCCCGGGAACCGCCGCGGAAACCCACGCGCUACAGCUACCCCAACGCUCCAGGCUUGAUAGAGAGGCGGACCAGUAGAGUUUCCAGCACCUCCAGCACUCAGACGUCGCGCUCCGGGCGUAGUCGGAAGAGCAACAAGGAUGAUAUGAAAAAGAAACCCUUGACCUCCUCCAAGCUCUUCUGUCAGGCCCCUGAGCAAUUGGAGCCUCUGAGUGUGCCGAGUGCUGCAGCGGAUGUUUGGGCCAUUGGCAUUCUCUCGUACUUUCUGCUGUUGGGCAACUCGCCGUUCGAACCCUCCAAAGGAGUAACGAACCCUUCGAACAAUUUGGCCUUCAAAAAUGCUCGUUAUGUUUUUAUGCCAACAGAGGUGUGGAGGCACAUCUCCACCGAGGCAAAGAGUUUCAUCGCGCUGUGCCUGGAAAAAGAGCCGGAGAAGCGGCCCGACGCGAAGACGUUGUUAGACAUGCCGUGGAUGCGUAUGGCGCGUACGUGCGCCGAGGGCGCCUCUUUGCCCAUGGUCCUUCCAGAGAAGCAACCGGACGCAAAGGACGUGGAAGCCAUCCCCGGCAUGUCCACCAUUGAUACGGCCUCCGCGUCCACGCCGCGGUCCAGGCUCAGCUUCGAUGGUUCGCCUCCUGGUGCGCAGAUGGCGCAGGGCAGUCUGCAGGGCUUCAACGAGUGCCCGCAGGGCGCAGGAAACAC
Messenger RNA from Cladocopium goreaui, 951 nucleotides. The record is from the annotation of a GenBank genome assembly. Lineage: Eukaryota; Dinophyceae; Suessiales; Symbiodiniaceae.